Messenger RNA from Adineta steineri, 123 nucleotides. The record is from the annotation of a GenBank genome assembly. NCBI's taxonomy places the organism in Eukaryota, Metazoa, Rotifera, Eurotatoria, Adinetida, Adinetidae.
AUGAAUGGUGAUAUCGAUGAAACAAAUAAUAGUAGUAUUUGUUCAUCAUCAAAUAAUGCUAUUACAACAUCCUCAAGUGCUCUUCGAAAACAACAACAAAUCAAUCGACGUCGAGCGUUUUUU